AUGGCCGACAACGUUUCCGCUGCGACCGCUACCACCCUCCCCCCUCCCCCUCAGUCUUCUACUGUUCCUUCCAACCAGCAGUACGAUGCUUCGCAGGGCAACGGUCAAGCCAAUCCUUCCCAUAUGCCACCACCUCCUCGUCCGCCCGUAGUGAUCCCCCAAAACACCAAUCCGAUCCCCACCGCGAUCACAUCUCCGAUGUCUGGCAAUAUGAUGUCUCCGACCAGUGCUGGUGGCUUUGUGCGUCGGGCGGCCCCUGAGCCAAACAAGAGGGCUUUGUACGUCGGUGGUCUUGACCCCCGAGUGACUGAAGAUAUUUUGAAGCAAAUCUUCGAGACCACUGGGCAUGUUGUCAGCGUCAAAAUUAUUCCCGACAAGAACAAGUUCAACAGCAAAGGCUACAACUAUGGCUUCGUUGAGUUUGAUGACCCAGGUGCUGCUGAGAGAGCCAUGCAGACGCUCAACGGACGCCGUAUUCACCAAUCGGAAAUUCGUGUCAACUGGGCCUACCAGUCCAACAAUACGAACAAGGAGGAUACCUCGAGCCACUUCCACAUUUUCGUUGGUGAUCUGAGUAACGAAGUUAACGACGAGGUGCUGAUGCAGGCCUUCUCUGCCUUUGGCUCCGUGUCUGAGGCUCGUGUCAUGUGGGAUAUGAAAACUGGUCGCUCCCGAGGCUACGGUUUCGUUGCAUUCCGAGACCGCACCGAUGCCGACAAGGCUUUGAACGCCAUGGAUGGAGAGUGGCUUGGCUCUCGUGCGAUCCGCUGCAACUGGGCAAACCAGAAGGGCCAGCCUUCGAUCUCUCAACAGCAGGCCAUGGCCGCAAUGGGCAUGACUCCUGCUAAUCAAUACGGCGGCCACCAUAACUUUCCUACCCACGGCAUCCAGAGCUACGACAUGGUUGUCGGACAAACCGCGCAAUGGCAGACCACGUGCUAUGUGGGUAAUUUGACCCCCUACACAACACAGAACGACCUUGUGCCGCUCUUCCAGAAUUUUGGCUACGUACUUGAAACCCGUCUCCAGGCGGACCGUGGAUUUGCCUUUAUCAAGAUGGACACGCAUGAAAAUGCUGCCAUGGCUAUUUGUCAGCUCAAUGGCUACAACGUCAACGGACGCCCUUUGAAGUGCAGCUGGGGGAAGGAUCGCCCUCCCACUGGCCAGUUCGACAAUUUCUCUGGCCAGCAGGCCAGCUCACCUUUCAACUCGAGUCCCACUCCGUAUUUUCCACAGUACGGCGGUCCUGGCGGACCCAUGACCCCUCAAGGCCCAAACCCAGCCGGUAGAGGAUGGGACCAGUCCGGGAUGGGCGGCCAAGGCUAUGGCCAGGUUCCUGGUAAUGCGGGAUACGGCCGUGGCCAAGGUGCCCCAGCCUCUGGUUGGAACCAGCCAAACAAUGCCAACUUUGGCAAUGGCUUCGUCUGCACUUGUAGUCGGCGGCCUCCUGCGCCAAUGGAAGAUGCAGGCAACAGCAAAGGUGCGGCACUCUCGCUGGACGACAAUGACCGGCUCGCAGGGCGCAUGCGCUCUGGAAGCGCAAGCAGUGGACACAAGCGCACCACCUCGGGCUCCUUACUCUCGCGAUUAUCCUUUCUCCGCAUGAUUCAAGCAACUCAGAACACUGCUGAACGAACCCAUUCGGGCCUCGAGCGCGACGAUGGCGCCGACGAACUCACAGCCGGCCUACGGGGCGGGCGGGCGAUGUCCAAUGCGAUUCAGCAACAUCGCAGGACGCGUCGGAGGCGGGGCUCUCUCCGCAAAACUGCAUUACUGGGCACCCGACUCGACUACCGGGAUAAGAAACCUGCGAGUGUACCGGCCGAUGUGUUGCGAGGGGACAACGGCGCUGGUAGCGAACAACAACAGCAGCAAUCAUCAUCGCGACCGGGGUCAAGUCCGACCGUCUUGCCAACCUCCUCUGCUACCACCAGUGCCAACCCACGAAUGCGAUACUUUGUCGGCCCCGUGUCGCGCGCUGAUAAUGAAAUUACGUCACCCGGGACCCUCGGUUCAUUCGUUGGGGAUGAAACGGAUACGGCAUGGACGCUGAUGGAUGCACCGCAACGGGCCCGGACGGCCGCGUCGACGGCGGCGGCCCAUCGCCAGUCCAGCCCGGCGAAAAACAGCCUCCUCGGCAUCGGGGACGAGAUGACGACCGACGAGGAAGAGAUUAUCUCCUUUCCACGCUCCAGUACGAGCACCUCAUUGCAUCCGCCCUCAGCCAGCGGCGCGACCGGCCUCCGCCUUCCGACUGCCGCAUCGACUUCCGAUUCAUAUUACAGUUUGCAGACGGAUCCGACGUACAGGUCGUUGCACCGGGCUAAGUCACCGCUGGCGACCCACGCGGUCGACAUAGCCACCAGCGCCCAGAUGGUGUGGGACUACUCGGAGACUGAGUGGUGGGGAUGGAUCAUUCUGAUCGUGACGUGGCUGGUUUUCGUCGUUGGGAUGGGGAGCUGCUUUGGGGUUUGGAGCUGGGCGUGGGAUGUCGGGGAGACGCCGUACGCGCCCCCCGAGCUGGAGGAUGAUCCCACCCUGCCGAUUGUGGGGUAUUAUCCGGCACUGAUCAUUUUGACUGCUGUCAUGUCGUGGGUGUGGGUGGUCGUCGCAUGGGUCGGGAUGAAGUACUUUAAGCACGCCAACAUCUCCGGCGAGGAUAUUUGA
This is a messenger RNA of Aspergillus saccharolyticus JOP 1030-1, 2667 nucleotides long. RefSeq names its product nuclear and cytoplasmic polyadenylated RNA-binding protein pub1. The coding region runs from base 1 to 2667 and encodes 888 amino acids. The record is from RefSeq and is a predicted model, not a curated record. Gene Ontology annotation, molecular function: RNA binding. Lineage: Eukaryota; Fungi; Ascomycota; Eurotiomycetes; Eurotiales; Aspergillaceae. The transcript has 7 exons.